Molecule: messenger RNA, 3500 nt
Organism: Camellia sinensis
Lineage: Eukaryota; Viridiplantae; Streptophyta; Magnoliopsida; Ericales; Theaceae
Cellular component (GO): nucleus
Molecular function (GO): zinc ion binding; protein binding; histone methyltransferase activity
Source: RefSeq, a predicted model, not a curated record
CUUUGCGCGGGAGCGUGAAAUCCGAAUUUUGAAAUUAUAAAUAGAGUCGGUUUAGAAAGCUUCCACAUUCGAUUACAGUAAUUGAAUCCUACGAGGAUUCUAAUAAUUCAUAACCCUACAUCUCUAUAAAAGGCAUUCUAGGGUUUGUGUGCAUGAGAGAGAGAGAGAGAGAGCGCUUCAAAGGACCCAAACCCAUCUCGUGCUGCUUUGUGGGUUUGGUGUGUCCCCAAUGGUGUUCAAGAUAUGGGACUAGGGUUUGUGAAAGAGAGAUUCAAGUGUAUUUGGCAACUAAAAGCAUUGGUUCUUGGAUAAUUGCCCUUGUGUAUUUGGGUGAAUUUCAUCGAAGUUAAAAUGCCAACAAUGAGUUUGUUAACCGAUCUUUCUAGUCUUCCCCCAAAAAGACAAUUUGACCAUAGUGGAUGUCAGUAUUGGGGUUUCCCCCCGAAUUUCAAGCGUCCAAAGUUUGAUGCGAUCCGUGAUUUUCCCAAACAUUUUGGUGCUACUGGAAAUUCUAAAAUUGGGGAAGAGUGGGUUGUAUCUGUCGAGCCAUCAGAAAUUUCAGUAACAAGUGAUAUGAAAUCUGAGUCUACCGAGCCAAUGGUGUCAUCACAUGAUAAUGUCGAAGAACUGCCAACAAUGAAUUUGUUGCCUGAUGAAAGGCCUCUUUCUAAGCUGUCCGGGAAAAUACUAUUUGAUCUUGGUGGGUGUCAGCGUAGAGGUUUUCCACCGAACUUCAAGCGCCCAAAGGUUGAUGCGAUCCGUGAUAUUCCAAGACAUUGUUGUGUGCUUACCCCUCAAAUCACUGAAAAACCAAGUGAAUGCAUCUCAGUUGUGGCAACCACUGGAGACUCAAAAGUUGGGGAAGAGGGUGCUGUUGUACCUGUCAAGCCUUCAGGAAUUUCAAAACCAAGUGAUGUGAAAUCUGAGUCCACUACAGCAGCGGUUGCUGGUGAAAAGGUGGUGUUAAAAACCCCAGAUGACUCUAAAUUGACCAAUGUAACAGCAAAUCUUGCUGAAGCUAAAUCAAUUGAUACUUUGGAUAUUUUAAAAUUAUUGUCUCUACCUCGGCCACUUGUUCGAAAAUAUCCUCCCCUAAAGAUCCGGAAAGGGAUUCCCGUCUAUCGUACAUAUCCUCCAGGUUGUCGAAUGCUGAAUCAUCCUUCCAAAUCUAAGAUUUUGGUGAAUAAGUCUGGUGUGGAACACAGGCCACUGGUGGAGACAACAACUGUCGGGAAACAAUUCGAAGUGCAAAUUCUAGAUGUGCAUGGUCUUGAGAGGAAUCUAGAAGUGAAUGCUUUAAAAGAAAUGGCAGACAAAGUUCAAGCCAAAUCUACAGAGAUUAUUGGCAGUGAAAGUUGCAAACAAAUCCAAAGCAGAACAUCUUCUGAAUUUAAAGUGAAACAAGAUAAUAAAGUGGAAACCGGCAAUGUAUCUCCUUCAGAGAUUAUUUUGUUGCCUCCAGAUUCUAUGUGCCAGACUGUCAAUACCAAAAUCAAAGAGGACAAUGGUUUGGUUGGAAGAAUGGGGAAGGAACUUGAAGAAUACUGUGAGGACACGGAUGUUAAGGAUGGAAGUGAUAUGGUCAUAUGGUCACAAGCAGCACAACAUUUUGAUCUGAAGCCUCUUUCUUGUGAUUGGGCAAUUGCUAAACAGGAAGGAGAAUGGGUCUUUAAUUGUGAACCUCUUGAAGCUACAUGCGGAUACAAAAUUCAGAACCAUGAGGUUUAUGAUGCAGGUGAAUCUAAUUAUGUUUUAUUGCAGAAUCAGGAUAUAGCAGAAGCUUACAAACAGGAUUAUACAAAGGAGAACUCUCUCUUUCUCAGUGAAGAAUCUGCUAAUCAAUAUGAGGACACACCAUUUGGUGAUAAAGAAAACCAUAAACAUAUUGUGGCCAAAGAAUCAAAUGUUCUUAGCAUAGUUCCAUUUGAUGACAUCCAAGCAAUUGAUAGUCAGAAUAAGGUAAGGGAGGCACUGGAUCUGUUUGAUGAGAUAUUUACAAAGAUCUUGGAAGCACAGUCAAAGGAAAAAGGAAAUGCUGCCAAGCAGAUUCAUGUGGAAGCAGCAAAUCUUCUUAAAAAGCAGCAAAAGUGGGUUAAUACUGAACGGUUAUUAGGACCUGUCCCCGGUGUUGAAGUUGGUCAUAAGUUUCGAUUUAGGGCUGAACUUCUUGUUAUUGGGCUUCAUCAUCAGUUUCAGUCAGGUAUAGAUUACAUGAAGAAAGAUGGGAAAAUUUUUGCCACAAGCAUUGUUGCCUCUGGUCGUUAUGCCAAUGAUGUAGGGUCUCCUGAUGUUCUGAAGUAUUGUGGCCAAGGUGGAAAUCCAACGUCUGGAUGUAAGGAGCCUAAAGAUCAAAAACUUGAACGAGGUAACCUUGCCUUGAAAAAUAGUAUGGAUGCAGGAACACCGGUAAGGGUUAUCCGUGGUCGCCAAAAUUUGAAAUCUUCUAAUAUUCUUGGUAGAUACGUCUAUGAUGGGCUGUAUAUUGUGGCUAGUUGUAAGCAAGAAAGAGGGGAAUAUGGCAAAUUGGUUUUUAUGUUUCAUUUGAAUAGAAUACCUGGGCAACCGAAACUGACUCCGGAAAUACUUAGCAUGUCAGCAAAGUCUAAAGUACGCAAGUUACCUAGUGGGGUUGAUGAUAUUUCUCAAGGGAAAGAGAAGAUGCCCAUUCAUGUAGUCAACACCAUGGAUGAUGAGAAACCUCCACCAUUCGUUUACAUUACCAAUAUGAUAUAUCCCGAGUGGUAUAACCGUGCUAUUCGUAUUGGUUGUGAUUGCAAAAAUGGAUGCUCAUAUUCUAAGAAAUGUCUUUGCACCAUCAAGAAUGGAGGUGACAAUCCAUUCAAUUGUAAUGGCGCUGAGCUAAAGCCUCUUGUUUAUGAGUGUGGUCCAUCUUGCAAAUGCUCUUCUUUUUGCAAGAAUAGAGUUAGCCAACAUGGUAUCCGAUAUCAAUUAGAAGUUUUCAAGACUAAAUCACGGGGAUGGGGUGUUAGAUCUCGCAAUUACAUUUCGUCUGGAAAUUUUAUUUGUGAAUAUGUCGGAGAGUUGCUCCACGACAAAGAAGCAGAGCAAAGAGGUGAUAAUGAUGAUUAUUUAUUUGAUAUAGGACAUGGAAAUGAUGAUAAGUUUCCCCAAGAUGAAGCUUUGGAUGAUGACGGCUUUACUAUUGAUGCAAUGCAUUUUGGGAAUGUGGGAAGGUUCAUCAACCAUAGUUGCUCUCCGAACCUUUGCGCCCAAAACGUCCUUUAUGAUCAUGAUGACAAGCGUAUGCCUCACAUAAUGUUCUUUGCUACUAGAGGCAUAUUUCCUUUACAAGAGUUGACUUACGAUUACAACUAUAAGUUGGAUCAAGUUCGUGAUGUCAAUGGCAAUAUAAAGAAGAAGAAUUGUUAUUGUGGUUCUCUCGAGUGUUGUGGGAGGAUGUAUUGAUGAAGAAUCUCGUAUGCUAGUCUAGCUUGAUCUUUAAGAAUGUAAAACUGUCAUUUUUUCACUAUUUGUUUUAA